AUGCAUCGGGGCGACCCUGUGCAUGACUGUGCCGUCGCACCCAGUCCCAUUGUUCCGACUUAUCGCCGUGAUCGACCUCACCUCUCGUCCAAGCUCAGGCGCUACAGUCUGUCUGUCAUGACGGGACAGCCUGACGCGACAAGGCCUCGAGGUGCUAGUAAUCCGCGGCCACAAGCCCGCUCAGCAGGGAUGGCCGAACGACCAUCCAGGAAUGAAAGCCUGGUCGAUCUCGUCCGAUUCUUCCAGACUCAGAGUACGACUCCCGCAGACUCGGCUUCUGCCCCGACAUCUUCGCUGCCCGGCACCGAGUCCAAGGACAUGAAGCCCCUACAUCGCCGCCUGCUCCAGUUUACGCAGCGCCAAAAGAAAGAUGGCCCAUCCAAGUCCAAGGUGACCGACCAGCAGAAGCAGAUCGAGGCGCUUCAACGGGAAGGAUAUCUGCUCACGACCCCGAUGCACAAAUCCAAGGGAAGUCUGGAUCGGUCCCUGUCCCAAUCAAAGCGGCAGGACGUCGAAAACAUUGGACAGCCUUGGCUGAACGGGGCGAGGACGAGCCCCGACGAGAGAAAGCGUCGCCUAGCCUCCCUGGAUCUCAGUGAUUUUGGCUCCAUGGUCGAUGUCGCCGUUUCUCUGUCUGGUGCCUUUGAUGAUGAUUCUGUGCCGCCUCCCUACCAACCCCCUGCGCACGAUUCGUCUCCCUCAUCAUCUAUGAUACCAAUACCAGGCUCGACUACCAAUUCAAGCCCUAUCCGAGGAAUCUCUCCAACAGGAGCCACGGACACCCAGCAGAGCAGGUUGUCGGAAGACCAAGGGCCACGGCCUGCUAGUUCCGAGACCUCAAGUGUUCGCCUCAUCUGUCGAGAGCCAGCCUUUGGCUCUUCCACUAGCUUGCCAGUGACCCACGCAGAGCGAACCGAGAACACGCAGAAGAAUGACCAGAUAUCCAACAAGCCUGAAAGUCCCAGGAAGUCCAGCGAAACGUCUGAUCUAUCAUCCACUGCUUCUCAGACCACUUCUGCGUCUGCGCAACAUACGUUGAAGCUCUUCCCCAGUGUCGCUCCGCCGCGUAUAUCCAGCAAGAAUGCCAGGCGCAUCUCGUUGAAUCCCCAGUAUACGACAUUCAGUGUUCACCCGCUGGCGGCACCUUCACAGGCGACAUCAUCUGAGAAUGCUGUUGGCCUUCCCGAAACGUCGAAUCCAUCGGCGGCGCCUCUAACAAGUGCACAAUCGGAUGACGGACCAGCAAAGCCUUCCAGCACCGAACCAACUGCCGAAGUAUCCGCCAAUCCCACCAAGCCGCAGGAAGCUAAAACAGAUGCUCAAAGCAAAGCAGCACCACAAUCAACGUCCAUGGGCAGUACGUUGAGCGCCUUCCCUCUCCCAGCACCAACCAAGCCUCUACCGUCACUACCGGCGACCCCGCGGUCACCAAGUGCUCGCCCAGAUGCCCCUGCUCAGUCCACCCUCCGAAUGGUCCGCUCAGGGCCAAUGGCCUUGGGGAUUCACUCUCUGCCCGAAGAACAAGACGGCAAGUUUGCCACUGCCAGUCUUCGUGACACUCGUCCUGCAACUGCUCUGGGCCACAAUGACCUCCGAGAGGAGGAUGAGGAGGAAGCUCCGCGACCAAACUCGAGUUACUCCCGAUCUAUAACUCCUACGCAGUUCACUCCGAGGCGGCGCCACCAGCGCAUGCACAUGUCUCCCAUGCAGGAAGUUCCCGAAAGCCCUUCGCGAAAGCGCGGUGAAGACAACACUAAGGAUACUCCGUUGGCUGAUUCUCCUGUGUUGGGACACACUAGCCCUGUCAACCCUCCUAGGAAACGUGCCGUGCAAAAGCAUGGACUGGCCAUCAACCCUCGUAUAGACAGAAAGAAUCUUCCUUUCGGUCUUCCCUCGCCUCCUCCUACUGCCGGCCUUCCUCAGGAACCUACCUCCCAGCGAGUCAACGCACAACCAGCCCGCAACUAUAUAACAUCGUCUGGAUCAGCACGUGCAAUGGAAAUUCCCUUCGCCCCUGGGCCCCAUCGAAUCGCUCGCAGCAACAGUUCAGGAAGUAGUCUUCGCCAUGAAAGCAUCCCGGAAGCAUACCAACCUAAUCACUCCGAGUCACCCCUUCCAUCUUCUGACGAUGAAGGCUUUGGGCCUGGGACAGAUAAGCCCCGUUCACGUCGCACCGUCGACAAACGCCAACACACCAAAACAACACGCCGAGUCCAUGACACCCGUGAUGCACGGCAGGUGUCUGCUCCGAGCCGGUCUCGCCACCAACACCACCCACAUCGUCCAAAGCGGUCCUUGACCCCUCCGGGUCGUAACACUCACAGUCUUGAUAAGGCUGCUUCUUCCCCACAGUCUCAGUACUCCCAGUCCACCUACCGCUCGCGCGACUCUCCAAGCAGCUACCGCGCGCCUGCAUCUACCCAAUCCUCGCAUUUCUUGGAGGACCGAGUUGCGAACCUCGAGCGGCAGAAUAAAAUCCUCCAGGCUGCUUUGAUGGCCGCCCUUGACGUCAGCGUCAAGAAUAACCUGGAAGAUUUCCAAACGGAUCCCAUGUUGACGCCCGCCUUUCCGCCCGCUGCGCUGGGAAACCCUUAUCUGCCUCGAUUUACUCCGCGCCCGGAGAGCUGGGUCAGCUCUUCUCGCAGUAGCGACUAUAGUGGAUUUGAGACACCCAGUUCGUCGUUCCGGGAUGGUCGCGCGAAUGUGAAGCAACUCGACCACAAGGUCGAGGAUCUCGAGUCUGGAUGGACAUCUGACAAGUCCAGUCUGGGCGGACCUCGAGAAGCCCAAACGGCUCAGGCUUCUUAG
Molecule: messenger RNA, 2808 nt
Organism: Penicillium lagena
Lineage: Eukaryota; Fungi; Ascomycota; Eurotiomycetes; Eurotiales; Aspergillaceae
Exons: 1
Coding region: 1-2808 (935 amino acids)
Source: RefSeq, a predicted model, not a curated record